AUGGCAAUUCGAUUGCAGUCUUACCGGCAUCUGUCAUCCUUGCUUUUAUUCAUAACAGCAUCCGCGGCUACAGCCACUCCUCUCACCACCCACCAGUUCAGUCGCCCCUCUCCCACCUCUGCUGAUCGUCAUUCCACCAUCGUCAGCCAUUCAAACGAGCAGUACAAUGGUCGUCGCAUGCUCGUGCUGCCGUCGCAUCUGGCUCGCCCGCACUCCACGGACGACACGGAGCUGCCGUGCGGCGACGCCUGGCAGCACAACUACACCGCCUUCCACACCUCCGCCCGCACUGCCGCGCGCGAUCCAUCCGCGCGCGCGCAGGAGAAGGCGGAGCUGCGGUACCUGACGUUCACGUGCACGCCGGGGCUGUGCGGCGGGAUCGGCGACCUGCUCAUCGGGCUCGUGUCGUCGUUCCUGCUGUGCGUGCUGCAGGAUCGCAUUCUCAUCGUCGACUACCCCUGGAUGCUCCACGCAUUCGAGCCGAACCACAUCGAUUGGCGCCUUGGCGACGACGUCCCCAUGGACCCCGCGCGCCCCUUCCCGCCGGGCCCGCGAGACAGGCGCAGGCGCGGAGGGGGGGACCCGAACGAGGUGCAGGAGGGGGAGGUGCUGCGCGUGAAUCUGCACAACCGCGACCUGCCGAGCAACGUGACGGAGUUCUUCGAGCGCAUGCGCGCCGCGAGGAACAUCCGGCUCAUGUGGAACCGCGGGCUGCUGGUGCGGCUGUACGAGGAGGAUGGUGCAUGGUGGCACGAGCUGCACAGACGAGGGCUCAGACUGCCGUCCGCAUUUGGAUGCAUUCUGCGAUACCUUAUCAUGCCAACGCCAGCAGUGCGGCACAUGGUGCGGGAGGGCAUAGCGCGGCUGACAUACCCGGGCACGGCGUCCAUCUGCAUCCACGUGCGCACCAGCGACAUCUCCACGUGGGAGCAGCCCAAGGUGGGCGAGAAGGUGAAGCCGCGCAAGGAGAACGUCAAGCGCCUCCUCAAGGGCUCCCACCGCCUCUUCGCAUGCGCUCAGAAGCUGGAGGACUACUGGUAUUCGAGUGACGCCCCAGGCAUGGCAGUCAAGUGGGUGCUCAUGAGCUCGUCGCUUGGACUCAAGCAGGCUGCACAGAGGAAAUAUGGCAGCAAGGUCAUGACAACCGAUAUACAGCCCCUUCACAUUGAGCUUCAAGGCUUCUCAGAUGAAGAAAGGGCGGAAGCCUUUCGAUCUACCGUGGCAGAAUGGCUGCUAUUCACACACUGCAACCACUUCAUCUUCACCGAGUCAGGCUUUUCCAAGACUGCUGCAUUGUACUCGUUGAGAAGACUAUCAGCCCACAUGAUGGCAAGAUGGGCUGAUUCAUGGAGGGACCACUCGUGGAAGGAUAAAUGUGAUCCUGAGGAGCCCACCAGGAUUACGGCAUUUGUAUUGAGUUCAUUCUCUGGCGGUUUGUUUCCGCUGUGUGUGCAUGUGUUGUUGCGGGUCGACGCUGCUGUUCAGACCAAGAAACGAUCGCCAUCAUUGCGCGUGCUCGCGACACCAUGUCAAGACCGGUUCACAGAUCUGUACGACCUCGGGCAGAAGCUGGGGUCGGGGCAGUUUGGGACGACGUACGUGUGUCGCGAGCGCGCGACGGGCAACAAGUACGCGUGCAAGUCCAUUCCCAAGAGCAAGCUGCUCACGGAGAAUGACGUCGAGGACGUGCGACGCGAGGUCGCCAUCCUCUACCACGUGCAGGGCCAGCCGAACAUAGUGAACAUGAAGGGCGCGUACGAGGAUCGCGACUACGUGCAUAUCGUGAUGGAGCUCUGCACGGGCGGCGAGCUCUACGACACCAUCAUCGAACGCAUCGAGGCGCGCGGCGUCCCCUACUCCGAGCACGACGCGGCGGAGAUGGCGCGCGUGAUAGUGCGCGUGGUGGAGCGGUGCCACGCGCUGGGCAUCGUGCACCGCGACCUCAAGCCCGAGAACUUCCUGCUCUCCAGCCGCGACCCCGACACGGCGGAGCUCAAGGCCACGGACUUCGGGCUGUCGUGCUUCUACAAGGGCGAGGGCAUGGCGCGCCACUGCGGCUCGCCCAUGUACAUGGCGCCCGAGGUCGUGCGCUGGCGCUCCGCCACGCAGCUGAUGGCGAAGCGCCCCGCCAAGUACGGCCCCGAGGUGGACAUCUGGAGCGCGGGGGUCAUCAUCUACGCGCUGCUCUGCGGCUUCCCGCCCUUCUACCACAGCAGCCAUUCAACGAAGGAGAUAUUCAAGGCGGUGCUGCGCGCCAACCCGUCCUUCUCCAUCCCGCCGUGGCCGUCCAUCUCCGACCAAGCCAAGGACCUGCUGCGCCAAAUGCUGCACCCCGACCCCGCCAAGCGCCCCUCCGCGCACGAAGUGCUCUGCCACCCGUGGCUGGCGGAGGCGGGAGUGGCGCAGACGGAGCCGCUGCCGCCCGUGGUGCUGACGCGGCUGAAGCAGUUCACGUCCAUGGUGAAGAUGAAGCGCAUGGCCAUGAAGGUGAUAGCAGAGGGGCUGAAGGAGGAGGAGAUCCGCGGGCUGAGGGAGCUGUUUGAGGCCAUGGACACGGACCACAGCGGCACCAUCACCAUGACUGAGCUGCGUGACGGACUCAAGAAGUACGGCGCCAACCUCAGCGACGCUGAGAUCAGCAGAAUCAUGGAGGAGACGGACAUAGACCAGAGUGGGGAGAUCGAGUAUGGGGAGUUCCUGGCAGCGACGCUGAAUCUGAGCAAGAUAGACAAGCAGGAGAAUCUUCUCAAGGCGUUUGCCUUCUUUGACACGGACGGCAGCGGCACCAUCACGCUGGACGAGCUGCAGAAGGCGUGUGAGCAGCUCAAGAUGUCCACCGGCGAGGUCGAGGCCAUGAUGCGCGAGGUCGACGAAAACAAGGAUGGGACGAUUGACUACCAGGAGUUUGUGGCGAUGAUGAGGAAGACACAGACAGGGGGGCUCACUCGCCGAGACAUCAUGGAUGGCAAUUACGGCCUCACAGAUAAAGAGCUCGGAAGCGAAUCUUUCCCCAUGGCUGCUCUGAACCAGAGUGCAGUCCUCCAGCCAUCGCGUCUCGCUAUCGGUCAGUCGGCCCACCGCACCUCCACUCGUCGCAUCGAAUGCACGCCCGCCUUCGCGCCAUGCGUCAGCCACGCGCCCCUCUCCUUCGUUGCGCCAUCAGCCGUCAGGGCCCGCCCGCUCCGCGCCAAUCAGAGCAGUCGACGACCGCAUUCGAGGCGGCUGGUCGUUCGUGCGGCAGAAGGCGACGAGGGCGCAAUCGCACGCCGGGUGGAUGAAGCGCAGGUCGGGGAGGCGAGCAGCAGGGGCGCUGGUGAUGGCGCAAGGGGGGAAGCCGCGGGCGAUAGCGGCGGAAAUGGUGCGCUUUCGGCGGGGACGGGUGUAGAUUCCGCGGAUGCGCUGGUCGGCGCGAGUGGAGCGCGAGGCGAGUCGGCAUCGUCGGUAUCAGGGGGAGGGGCAUCGGCGUCGUCGUCUCCGCAGUGGUGGAGCGGCGUGUGGGGCGCGGGGGGCUGGCAGAAGCGGUGGAGCAUCGUGGUGCUUUGCUUCUUCGCCUUCCUGCUCUGUAACAUGGAUCGCGUGAACAUGAGCAUAGCGGUGCUGCCCAUGGCGGAGCAGUUCCAGUGGUCGCCCGCCACCGUGGGGCUCGUGCAGUCCUCCUUCUUCUGGGGCUACCUCCUCACGCAGGUGGCGGGGGGGGUGUGGGCGGACACGAUAGGGGGCAAGCAGGUGCUGGGCUUCGGGGUGGUGUGGUGGUCGCUCGCCACCGUGCUCACCCCCAUCGCCGCCACGCUCGGCCUGCCCGCACUGCUCUUUGCUCGCGCCUGCAUGGGCGUCGGGGAGGGAGUGGCCAUGCCAGCCAUGAACAACCUGCUGUCCAAGUGGGUGCCCGUAGGCGAGCGCAGUCGCUCACUCGCGCUCGUGUACAGCGGCAUGUACCUGGGCAGCGUGGCGGGGCUGUCGCUGUCACCCGCCAUCAUCCAUGCCUUGGCCUGGCCCUCCGUCUUCUACACCUUCGGUGCCCUCGGCCUCGUCUGGUUCGCCUUAUGGCAGACCAAGGCGUUCAGCUCGCCCGCAGAGGACCCCACUGUGUCGGCCGCAGAGAGGGCGCUCAUAGCAGACGCGGGCGCAUGGAAGGGGCAGGGGGCGGGCAAGGGGCAGCAGGGGGGAGGGGGGCCGCACCUGGAGGGCGGUGAGCCGCUGCGGCUGUCAACAAUCCCGUGGAAGCUGCUGCUGAGCAAGGCGCCUGUGUGGGCCAUCAUCAUCUCCCACUUCUGCCACAACUGGGGCGUCUUCAUCCUCCUCACCUGGAUGCCCACCUACUACCAUGAUGUGUUGGGCUUCAACCUGACGGAGUCGGGGCUGUUUGCAGUGCUGCCGUGGCUCACCAUGGCCAUCGCCUCCAACGUCGGUGGCUGGAUCGCCGACACCCUCAUUGCCAGGGGGCUCUCCGUCACCCUCGUGCGAAAGGUGAUGCAGAGCAUUGGCUUCCUGGGACCGGCCAUCUGCCUCUCACUGCUCUCCACGGUCAAGUCGCCAGUGGCUGCCAUCGCACUGCUCAUGCUCUCCCAGGGCACGGACGCCUUUUCACAGUCGGGGCUCUACUCCAACCAUCAGGACAUCGGCCCGCGCUACGCGGGCAUUCUGCUGGGUCUGUCCAACAGUGCUGGUGUGCUGGCAGGGGUCUUCGGCACCUAUGUCACGGGGCAGAUCCUGCAGAACGGAUCGUGGGACGAGGUGUUCACGGUAGCCGUGGCGCUCUACCUGGUGGGCACUGUUGUGUGGAACGUCUUCGCCACUGGGGAGAGGGUCUUUGACUGA
Messenger RNA from Closterium sp. Yama58-4, 4818 nucleotides. Lineage: Eukaryota; Viridiplantae; Streptophyta; Zygnematophyceae; Desmidiales; Closteriaceae. The record is from the annotation of a GenBank genome assembly.